CAGUACACUUGCAAUGGCCGGCUCUGUCUGCGUGGAAGAAGACGAUCCACACGUCAACUCUGUAGUAGAUAUGUCUAGUAGAGAUUUGGAAGAAGUUCCAUUUGAGUAUCGUGUGGUGGGAAGGUUUCAUUGUGUCACUCAACUGUUACUUCAGUUCAACUCGAUAGUCUCACUCCCAGACGACUUACCUAUUGUAUUUCCUGCACUAGAAACUCUAAACGUGAGUGGAAAUGAGCUGGAGACACUUCCAGACUCUCUGAGUCUUUUGAAGGAUUCACUUCAAACGCUGUCUGCAGCUGAGAAUGUCUUACAUCAUAUUCCAGAAGGUUUGAAGAAGUUGGUUCAUCUACGGGUGUUGAGAUUGCGUGGAAACAAGCUCGUACGCUUAGACAACGUGUUUGGAACGAACAUGACUAACAUGCGGGAGCUUUACAUUGAUGAAAACCAGUUGGUACGUCUGCCCAGUGAGCUGUGUUUCAUGACUGCCUUGGAAAUUUUGGAAGCAUCAGACAACAAACUCACGUAUCUACCUGACUGCUUUGGCAAUCUGAAAAUGUUGAAAGUUUUAAAUUUGUCUAAUAAUCAAUUAAAGGAGGUGCCUUCGUCUUUCAGCCAGCUACCUUCUUUGAUUACUCUAGACAUCAGUAACAACAUGCUUUCAUCAAUGCCUAAUCAAUUGGUAUCUUCUUAUUGCUUGCAGUCAGUAUUUCUCAACGACAACUUGUUGACUGUUAUGUCAGAAUGGUUUUCUAACACUAGCCAGCUUCAAGAGCUUGAUAUUAGUAACAAUUCUCUAGAAGGAGAUGCACUUCCACAAGCAUUUGGUCUGCAGUCCCCAAAUGUUCAGUUUUUAUCACUGGCCGGCAAUCAUGUUACAAGGUUGCCAGAAUCGCUGUGCAACAUGUCUCACCUUCGAGAGCUGAAAUUGGGGAGCACAAUUCCUGAGAUAGAUAGAAGAGCGUUUCAGAAUGGCAACUGGCUCCAUAGUCUUCCUGAAGAGUUUGGUGGUCUCGUUAGUUUAGAGAGGUUGUGGCUUGACGAGAACAAGUUAAACUGUUUGCCUCAAUCAUUUGGUUCUCUCUCACACUUGACAUUUGUUGACAUGUGUCAGAACUUGUUGUCUGAACUGCCUGAUUCAUUUUGCAACCUAUCAGCACUUGUUACCUUAUAUCUGUCUCGAAACCAAUUGAGUGUUCUACCACCUGACUUUGGUAAACUGAGUCAGUUGUUAGAGGUUCGACUGGAUAAUAAUUUACUGGAAAUGCUACCUAAAUCAUUUGAGGAGCUUACACAGCUGAAGACACUUGACCUAUUCUGCAAUAAGCUAAGAGACUUUCCUCGCUUUCUUGUAAACUUUUCUCAGCUUUCCCGACUUGAUCUCAACAAUAAUUUGUUCAAAUUCAAUUCUGAUGAUGUUCCGUUGUCUUUCUGUAAAAAACAAUAUGCCAGUCGUCCAGAUGUUGAAGGAUGGAAAGGAAAAGCAAGAGUAGACAUUCUUCCCAUGGAAGGACAGAAAGUUAUUUUAUCAAAGACAGAAUCAGAUGAAGCUUGUGAGCCACUGGUAGAAAUGAGUGAUGUGUUUCGGCGAGCACUAUUCAAAGGACAGUCAAUAUGGAAAUCGCACAGUCAAUCUGGGAAGCGACCCGUAGAUGCUAGUAGUAUAUUUAAAAGCUGUUUGCGGGAAGUUAUACAGUUUGAAGACACAAUGGAUAAUCAAGCAGACCUUAAGAGUGAUGGGGUGUUUGGCAGCAAACAGGACUACGAUAAGACACCUGCUGAUGCAGUUGACUCUAUGAGAUCAGUAAAAGAUAGCCCAGAAAACUGGUUGCCUCCAUGUGAAGAAGACUGGGAUGCAGAAAUAAAUGAGAACAAUCAUGCUACUGAUGUUCAAUUUUUGGAUUCCUUGUCAGCCAGCCAGUCACAAUAUAAAGAUCAAGUUGUUGUCAAUUUAUCAUCAGAGCAGAGGGCAAUGUUGAGGUUAACGUUGGAAAAGGGUCUGCCAUAUUAUGAUGUGAAGGAUCAGUUUUACAUUAAUGUUGCUUUGCAGACUGAAAAAUCAAUGGUGAAGCAAGACUUGCCGGUUGGUUUGACACAGCAGCUUAUUGUUGAAGGACAAUUUGAUGACUUAUAACAGCUGAGUUGAAUAAUACUCAUUUAUUCGAAUCUGUGCAGUAAUGGAGACUACAGUAGUGGUAGAGAAUGUUUAACAGUUAUAAUAAACAGGUUAUGAAGGACAUUGGAAAUUUGCUUUGUAAGAGUGUUAUAAGAGCAUCAAAUAAUAAUUAAACAU
Corticium candelabrum is the source of this 2290-nucleotide messenger RNA. RefSeq names its product leucine-rich repeat protein lrrA-like. NCBI's taxonomy places the organism in Eukaryota, Metazoa, Porifera, Homoscleromorpha, Homosclerophorida, Plakinidae. The record is from RefSeq and is a predicted model, not a curated record. Gene Ontology annotation, molecular function: protein binding. The transcript has a single exon. Bases 14 to 2131 code for a protein of 705 amino acids.